This is a messenger RNA of Alexandromys fortis (reed vole), 5267 nucleotides long. RefSeq names its product tubulin folding cofactor D (gene Tbcd). Lineage: Eukaryota; Metazoa; Chordata; Mammalia; Rodentia; Cricetidae. Gene Ontology annotation, cellular component: lateral plasma membrane. The transcript is spliced from 38 exons. The record is from RefSeq and is a predicted model, not a curated record. Gene Ontology annotation, biological process: adherens junction assembly; post-chaperonin tubulin folding pathway; tubulin complex assembly. Gene Ontology annotation, molecular function: beta-tubulin binding; GTPase activator activity. The coding region runs from base 139 to 3924 and encodes 1261 amino acids.
CCUAGUACCGCCCUGUGCACCGAGCCGGCUUCGCUCGAGCUGUUUUGUCGGCUGGCGCUCCCUGUAGGGUGGGUCGAAGGUCUCGGGGCGGAGCUGGCGUCUCUCGUGGGGCGCCUCCUUUCUCUCCCGGUUGCCGGUAUGGUUCUGACGGAAGCCGCUGGCGGGAUGGUCCUGAGCGAUGAGCCGGCUGCGACCACCGCCGCCGAGGAGGAGGAGGAGAUGGAGGAUGACGUGCUCUCCAGCGGCGCCGCCCUGGAAGCGUUCGGCGAGAGCGCGGAGACCCGCGCGCUGCUCGGCAGCCUGCCUGCGGUGCACGGCGAGCGCGCGGCCCGGGAGGUGGCGGAGGAGCGAUUCCGCGUGAUUAUGGACAAAUACCAGGAGCAGCCGCACCUCCUGGACCCACACCUUGAGUGGAUGAUGAACUCCUUGCUGGACCUGGUACAGGACGAGACAUCUCUGCCUGGCCUCGUGCAUCUGGCUUUUAAAUUUCUUUAUAUCAUCACCAAGGUUCGUGGGCAUAAAGUAUUUCUACGUCUGUUUCCUCAUGAAGUAGCUGAUGUUCAGCCUGUGUUAGACAUGUGUGCAGGUCAGAAUCCUAAGGACCACGAGACAUGGGAAACACGCUACAUGCUUUUACUGUGGCUCUCUGUGACCUGCUUGAUCCCUUUUGAUUUUUCACGCCUUGAUGGGAACCUCCCCGCUCAACCUGGAGAAACACGAACACCCAUAAUGGACCGUAUUUUGCAAGUAGCAGAGUCCUAUUUGGUCGUCAGUGACAAGGCUCGAGAUGCAGCUGCUGUCCUUGUUUCUAAGUUUAUCGUACGUCCUGAUGUCAAGCAGAGAAAGAUGGCCAGCUUUCUGGACUGGAGCCUGUGUACCUUGGCCCACUCCUCCUUCCAGACCAUCGAGGGGGUCAUUGUCAUGGACGGGAUGCUGCAGGCCCUGGCUCAAAUAUUUAAGCAUGGAAAACGUGAAGAUUGUCUACCCUAUGCCAACACUGUGCUCCAGUGCCUUGAUGGAUGCAGACUCCCCGAGAGCAACCAGACCUUGCUGAGGAAGCUUGGCGUGAAGCUCGUCCAGAGGCUGGGGCUGACUUUCCUGAAGCCGAGGGUGGCCACAUGGAGGUAUCAGCGUGGCUCUCGGUCUUUGGCUGCCAACCUGCAGCUCAGUGCCCCGGGUAAGAGUGAGCAGAAGCCACUGUCCGAUAGCUUAACUUCUGAUGGCGAUGAAGACUAUGAUGUUCCAGAGGGGGUGGAGAGCGUGAUAGAGCAGCUGCUCACUGGGCUGAAGGACAAGGACACCGUGGUGCGGUGGUCUGCAGCCAAAGGGAUUGGUAGAAUGGCUGGAAGGCUUCCCAGAGAGCUGGCAGACGAUGUGGUGGGGUCUGUGUUGGACUGCUUCAGUUUUCAGGAGACCGAUAAGGCAUGGCAUGGUGGAUGUCUGGCCUUGGCGGAACUGGGGAGACGAGGCCUGUUGCUGCCAUCGAGACUCUCAGAGGUUGUCACAGUGAUCCUGAAGGCACUGACCUACGAUGAGAAGCGGGGCGCCUGCAGCGUGGGCGCCAACGUCAGGGAUGCCGCCUGCUACGUGUGCUGGGCUUUCGCACGCGCCUAUGAGCCUCAGGAGUUGACUCCUUUCGUGACUGCCAUUUCCAGUGCGCUGGUCAUUGCCGCCAUCUUUGACCGAAACGUGAACUGCAGAAGAGCUGCCUCCGCUGCCUUCCAGGAGAACGUGGGGAGACAGGGUACUUUCCCUCAUGGAAUUGAUAUUUUGACGACAGCAGACUAUUUUGCAGUUGGAAACAUAUCUAACUGUUUCCUUGUGAUAAGUGUGUUUAUCGCUGGCUUCCAAGAAUACACCAAGCCGAUGAUUGACCACUUGGUUUCCAUGAAAAUCAACCAUUGGGAUGGGGCCAUCCGAGAACUGUCUGCAAAAGCGCUGCACAACCUGACCCCACAAGUACCCGAGUACAUGGCCUCUCAUGUCUUCCCGGCACUGUUGUUGAUGACACUGAACUCAGAUCUACACACCAGACAUGGUGCCAUCCUCUCCUGCGCAGAGAUCACCUAUGCCCUGUACAAGCUGGCUUCACAGAGCAACAGGCCCGUCACAGACUAUCUGGAUGAGAAGGCAGUGCAGAGCCUGAAGCAGAUCCACCAGCAGCUUUAUGAUCAGCAUCUCUAUAGGGGUCUAGGAGGAGAGCUUAUGAGACAAGCAGUGUGCAUUUUAAUAAAGAACUUGUCACUUUCUAGAAUGCCCUUUAAAGGCGACACCGUUAUCGAUGGUUGGCAGUGGCUGAUAGAUGACACUCUUAGAAGUCUUCACCUUGUUUCCAGCCAUUCGCGACAGCAGAUCAAGGAGGCAGCUGUCUCGGCCCUGGCCGCCCUCUGCAAUGAAUACUACAUGAAGGAGGCUGGGGAGGCAGAUGUUACCAUUGAGAGGGAACUGAUUCCACAGUACCUUGCUGAGCUCCAGAGCCCAGAGGAGAUGACCCGCUGUGGCUUCUCCUCAGCCUUGGGUGCCCUCCCAGGGUUCCUUCUCAGGGGCCAUCUGCAGCAGGUUCUCACAGGUCUAAGAACAGUCACCCGUACUUCUCCCAAGGAUGUGAGCUUUGCUGAGGCCAGGAGAGACGGUUUGAAGGCAAUCUCAAGAGUUUGCCAGACGGUUGGCGUGAAAGCAGAGGGCCCUCCAGAUGAAGUCAUGUGCAGAGAGAACAUUUCCGAGGUUUACACCGCGAUGCUGGACUGCAUGAACGAUUAUACCACAGACAGCAGAGGGGAUGUGGGAGCCUGGGUCCGGGAAGCUGCCAUGACGAGCCUCAUGGACUUGAUGGUUCUGCUGGCACGGACAGAGCCGCAGCUGAUUGAGGCCCAUGUCUGUGAGCGCGUCAUGUGUUGCGUUGCCCAGCAGGCAAGCGAGAAGAUUGAUCGGUUCCGUGCCCAUGCCGCCCAGGUGUUCCUGACUCUAUUGCACUUCGACAGCCCCCCCAUUCCCCAUGUUCCCCACCGCAGAGAACUGGAAAGCCUGUUCCCCAGGUCUGACGUGGCCUCUGUGAACUGGAAUGCACCUUCCCAGGCCUUCCCUCUUAUCACCCAGCUCUUGGACCUGCCCGCCUACAGAUACCAUGUCCUGCUGGGGCUGGCCGUGUCUGUUGGUGGUUUGACGGCGUCUACGGUCAGGUAUUCUACACAGAGCCUCUUUGAGUACAUGAAGAGGAUUCAGAAGGAUGCUCAACUCCUGGAGAGCUUCAGUGGGACUCUCCUGAAGGUCUUUGAGGACAACCUCCUGAAUGACAGGGUAUCUGUAUCACUGCUGAAAAUGCUGGACCAGCUGCUGUCCAAUGGGUGCUUCGACAUCUUUACUGCGGAGGAGAACCACCCCUUCUGUGUGAAGUUGCUCACACUUUGUAAGGAAGAAAUCAGGAAGUCAAAAGACGUCCAGAAGCUUCGGGCGAGCAUUGCAGUGCUCUGUGGGAUGGUGCAGUUCAGUGGUGAUGUACGACAGAAGGUCCUUCUGCAGCUGUUCAUCCUCCUUGGCCACCCUUUCCCUGUGAUCCGGAAGGCCACAGCAAGCCAGCUGUACGAGAUGGUGCUCACCUAUAGCGACUUGGUGGAUGCAGGUGUGCUUGAUGAGGUCAUGUCUGUGCUCAGUGACACAGCCUGGGACGCAGAGCUUCCAGUUGUAAGAGGGCAGCGGAAUCACCUCUGUGACCUCCUUGGCGUGCCCAGACCCCAGCUGGCUACAAAGGUAACCAGUGUUCUGAGGAUACAUGGGGCCUGUGCUGUCUGCUGUUCUGAGCUCCUGUCUAAAGUAAACCGGGUCCCACAGUCGGUUCUCUCAUCACUCCCUGCCUGGAUGUACCUCCUAUUGGGGGGCUCUGUUUCUCUGAGGACACCUGUCUCCCUGGGGCCUCAGUCCUCUUGACUGCCUGUGCUUGGCCGUGGAAGCUGCUGUCGGAUGUUAGCUGUGGCGUAGGCCGUGGGCUCCCUGCCCUUAUAGAACCCAAGCCUCAUGCUGGAGUCCUAGGCGAGUCAGGGACAGAGGAACAUUCCAGUCAGCCAGUCCAUCUCCACCCUUGGGCUUUUCCUGGCCUGUGGGAUACAUCCCUCCCUAGAAGACAGUUCAGGUGUGCCUGACAGAGAUGACUUUCCUACCUUGCUGCAGGCCCCCAUGGUGGGGAUUCUGUCUUACUCCAAUCAGUACUGACGAAGCAGUGUUUGCGUUUGUCUCGGUUGUCCUUUAAUUAUGUCUGAAUUUUGGGGGAUGCACUCUGGAGCUGUUAUUAACUAGGUGUUCCUACACUUGACAUCCCCUCUGCCUCUGUUAGUGGUGACAUCUGGUUAGCUUGUCUCCUGUACAGUCAAUUAUGCCUUUCCGUCAUUUACAGAUCUGUAUUAAUUAGUCUUUCAUGUUUACUCUAAUUACUGACAAGUUUAUGUUCAUAGUCUCUGUUUCCUAUUUGACCUUCCUGUUUACGGUUUCUUUUUCCUUUAUCUGGAUUUUAGUUCCCAUCCUGUUCACUGUUCUGUUCUUCUGUCCCUGAUUACCCUGGGGCCAGCGCUCUUUCCCUGCCUACUGCCUCAUCCCUGGCCUUGACCUCUGAGCUGGGCUUGCCCUAACCCUGAGGCCUUGGUAUUUAGCUGACACAGUCUUGAUGGUCAGCUACUGUUUUUCCUGUUUGCUUUGAUGAUCUGGCUUUAAACCCUGAGCUCCUGUUACCUCGCAUGCUGGAAAGGAUUUUGUUCUUUCCCUCUUGUGUGUGCUAUGCUGGGUUUGUGUGCCUGAGUCCUCCCAGGGCCUCCCCCUUGAGGAGCCAGGGUGUAGUCUCAGUCUCCUAUGUGGAGAGCGAACUUGAGUUUUCAACUCUGUUCAUUCACAUACUUCAAAGUUCCCUAUCAAUGGAAAGAACAAUUUAGCAACCUACUCUGUCCACCAACCUGCUAGGAUCCUGGGACGUGGCAGCCUUUAGCCAUACAUCAGAGAGGGUGGGGACUAGCCUGACGUUGCUGUGUAUCUUUACAGCCUGCUCCCGGAAGCUGAACUGUUGCCUGCCUAGCUGGGAUGCCCUGCCCCGAGGCGCUACAACAAGCUUUACCAUCAUGGAAACCUGGUGCCACACACCGGAGAAAGGUGGCACAUGCUGCUAGCUGGACUGGGAGGCCAUCCACAGAGAGCAGUAACUUCAUGCAUGCUGUCUUCUGGUGGCCUGUUCUGCCCACUUCUGCUGUCCUAACACCAUGUGCUUCCCAUUAAAUCAUGUUCAUACA